Messenger RNA from Solanum pennellii, 1181 nucleotides. Its product is annotated as 39S ribosomal protein L46, mitochondrial-like. The record is from RefSeq and is a predicted model, not a curated record. Gene Ontology annotation, molecular function: structural constituent of ribosome. NCBI's taxonomy places the organism in Eukaryota, Viridiplantae, Streptophyta, Magnoliopsida, Solanales, Solanaceae. The transcript has 6 exons. Gene Ontology annotation, cellular component: mitochondrial large ribosomal subunit. The coding region runs from base 46 to 729 and encodes 227 amino acids.
UUUCAUUUCACUUUCAGUACUGUGGAAUUUGGGUUUUUAGGGUUUAUGAAAAUGCAGAGGUGCUGUUCAUCUGCGAUAGGUAAACGAUGGUUUUUUUCAUCCAACAAUGAUAAAAUUGUCGCUUCAGUGCUCUUUGAAAGAUUACCGGUAGUGGUACCCAAAAUCGAUCCUACUGUAUAUGCUUUUCAAGAAUUUUCAUUUCGUUGGAGGCAGCAAUAUCGGCGAGAGUAUCCAGAAAGUUUUCUGAAGAAGUCUGAUACCAGGGGAAAAGGUGAUUAUCAAAUUGAUUAUAAACCAGCUCCUCGAAUCUCAGAAGCAGAUAAGACUAAUGAUCAAAGGUCAUUACAGCGAGCACUAGACAAGAGACUCUAUCUUCUAGUCCAUGGUACCACACAAGGUAGUGGAAAGCCUGUCUGGCAUUUCCCUGAAAAAGCUUAUGAGUCUGAAGAGAAUUUGCGCAAGUGUGCUGAGUCUGCCUUAGAAUCUUUCAUUGGAGAUCUUUCACAUACAUAUUUUGUUGGAAAUGCCCCUAUGGGUCAUAUGGUCAUGCAACCCACUGAAGACAACAAAAUCCCUUCAAUCAAGCGCUUCUUCUUCAAAUCCCAAGUUAUUGCAGCCAACAAAUUUGAUAUUAGGAAAUGUGAUGAUUUUGUCUGGGUGACCAAAGAUGAACUGUUGGAAUACUUUCCUGAGCAAGCUGAAUUCCUGAACAAGAUGAUCAUCAGCUGAUGUUAGUUUCUGCUCAAACUUCAGGCUUCGUAGGAUAGCGGAAAUAGUUUUGAUCUGAAAAAUCCAUUUCUUCCCGCAAAUGCAAUGCUGGAGACAGAUUUUUAUGUCUCGACAGUCUGACUAGCGUGCCAUUCAUCAAGUCCUGUAGAAUUUUGAACAUAGGAUACCUAAAUUAUGAUAGCCUUCUGCCUCAGCUAUCACCAAUCCUCUUUGUGAGAAGCUAUGGUAAGAACUCUGAAGUAGUCACGAAUUCAGUAUGAAUAUGCUUUUGUAGAUGCACGAUUUCAUCUCGUGUCAUAAAAAAUAAACAAAACAAAUUACAUGUUGCAGCCUUAACGAGUUGUGAGCUUUGUUUCAUAGCUGCAUUGUGCAUAGAGAAUAUUCUGAUUGUCAGUGUAUUUGAUUGUUAACUGGAUGAUCUUAAGAUACACUUGAUCGACCAAGUACUUAGA